CUGCCUAGAGGGGCUGGGUAGCGGGUGGUGGUGGCGGCCAUUUUGACGUGACGCCGCAGUGUGGCAGUGGAGGUGACGGAGCGAUGCGGGCCGUGCUGGGCCGGCUCACCAGGCUGGCCGGGCUCACCGCCGUGCAGGCCCGGGCUGGGCGGCCCGUCGUUCACGUCGUGCCCGCGGCCGCAGGAGCCUUCACAGCCCGCACCACCAUGGCCACCCACGUCCAGGAGCAGGGCGAGCGAAUCAAGUGUGUUAAAGGAGACCUGUUUUCCUGCCCCCCAACGGACGCGUUGGCUCAUUGCAUCAGUGAGGACUGUCGGAUGGGUGCAGGCAUCGCUGUCCUGUUUAAGAAGAAGUUUGGAGGCGUCCAAGAGCUGUUAGAUCAACAAAAGAAGACUGGGGAGGUGGCAGUUCUCCAAAGAGAUGACCGGUAUAUUUACUACCUGAUUACGAAGAAGAAAGUUUCUCACAAACCAACGUAUGAGGACAUGAGGAAGAGUUUAGAAGCAAUGAAAAAUCACUGUCUAAACAAUGGAGUUACUGACGUUUCCAUGCCCAAAAUUGGGUGUGGACUGGACCGCCUGGAGUGGGAUAAAGUUUCAGCAAUACUUGGGGAAGUGUUUGAAGACACAGAUAUAAAGAUCACUGUUUAUACUCUCUGAGCAGAAGAGUCUCGUUUCCCUAGCUUUCAGCAGUGGCAACUUCUUAACCGAUAAGGGGGAAAACUGCAUGCUGAGCACAUUCUUCUGAGCACAGUUCACUCGUGUUGGUGGUGGCCGUGGCUCUAAAAGGAAAUAAAGUGAUAAAAGUCUUAGAGCAGCUAAUUUGAGAUGUAGGAUUUAGGGAACCUGUGCUGAAAGCAGGGAUAUUGUAACUCAGGGAGUUCCUAGACUGUCCCAGCAAGCCACCAGAUGUCACUAGUCCUCCACCUGCACUGGGGCUUCUUACAGCUGGCAGUUGCUGUGCAGUGAAAUUGGAGCUUUCUAAUGCUUAGAUAUUGGUUGUUCUGGUUCAUAAUGAUGACCUGUGGAGCCCUGUCUAUUUUUACUUUUCAGGAUCUGCAGUGUUGAUAUUCAGCAUAUUUGUUCUCUGCAGGAUUAAAAAUUAGUUUUUUGUAUCUUUUAGACACGAGCACUUUUUAAAAAUGGAAUUGUACACAAGAAGAACUGUGCUGUCAAUGUGCAGUUAAUGGUUCUUCAGUCCUCUGCUGUCAGAUCAGAGCACGGUCCUUGCAAACAAUGUCUGCACGUGUUGUGGCUGUAGGCAAUAGGAAAGCAGAGUUUGGGAAGGUGGUGCUGGAGGUUUAUAAAGACACCUAGUGGGUGCGUUCUGUAUGAUGUGAUUGGUAUCAUAUGCAGUUCUCAGUUUUCUGAGAAUCCUCACAUAGGAAUGACUGACAUGCUGUUUAAAAAGCAAUACUAUGAAAGAUUUGGUUUGUGUUAUUGUUUUGUGUUACUGUGUUUGUAGUUCAGCUGGUAUAUGUUGUUUGAUGUCACCAAAUGUGGAAGUCAUUGACGGCUUGUUAGGCCAUUGCUGAACACUUGAUAUUGGGGAGGUUUGGUUCCAGUACUGAAUAACAGAGUAUUUCCUUUGUGCUUGGUUUUACCCCCUGUCCUGUAAUACCAAAUCUAUUGUGUCAAGCUGAAUGCCCACAGAAAUGCCAGAAACAUUGAAUAAACCAAAUAGAUGGGACAGCUGAGAAGUCGUUCAUGUAAAACAAGGUUUCUAGUUACUCCUUGCUGCUUAUUAAAUGUAUGGAGACUUUCCUGUUCUGAGUUUUAUGGGUGAAUCUGUAUUGUAUGUUUUCUUUGCUGAUGGAGAUCUGCAAAUUCCAUUUGUGUCUCUAAGAACUGCAUAUUGUCUUCCUCCCCUGUUUGACUAUCCUUUGCUUCUUGGUUUUGGUGGGUAAUUGCUGUGAGAAAUAAACUUGAGUGAGACAAAAGAA
Messenger RNA from Coturnix japonica (Japanese quail), 1942 nucleotides. RefSeq names its product O-acyl-ADP-ribose deacylase 1 (gene OARD1). Gene Ontology annotation, biological process: peptidyl-glutamate ADP-deribosylation. NCBI's taxonomy places the organism in Eukaryota, Metazoa, Chordata, Aves, Galliformes, Phasianidae. The record is from RefSeq and is a predicted model, not a curated record.